AUGCAUAGUUUAUUCCUUGCCCUGUCUAUUUCACUUCAGGCCUUCCCUUCAAUUCUGAACCUCUUGACUUUGCUCCCACCCGACUCUCCCUCCUCAAUCGGGAGGGAGGAGCCGAAUACCGAAAGUGACGGUUUCCCGUUGACAACUCCAUCUACUUCACUUUCCACGGAAGCAGGACAUCUCGAUCUGGCUGCUGAGACACCAGUUGAUCAGACCGAGCAGCGUCCAGUAGAUAACAAGUGUGCCGUUCUGGUUACCGAGUGUCCUUCCAAAUCACCGCCGUCUGUUGGUGAGGAGGCGAAAUUGGGCGACAAGAAUGAUGUCAACCAGGUUGACGUGGAUGUUGCUGCCGAAAAACGCCGCUCUAGUCGGUCUCGCUCUGUUGUGGAUUUGACCGAUGGGUUGAACCGCUAUCGAGCCAAACGUACUUGGUUCAUGGACGACGAGGCUAAACCAGCUCCGCCCAACAAAGGUUCGAAACCUGCCCGGGUGGAAACACUUGAUCGCUUUCGUCUAUCCGUAAAAUUGCUCAGUUUGUUGCCGAAAGUCUUUCAGUAA
Molecule: messenger RNA, 558 nt
Organism: Dicrocoelium dendriticum
Lineage: Eukaryota; Metazoa; Platyhelminthes; Trematoda; Plagiorchiida; Dicrocoeliidae
Source: the annotation of a GenBank genome assembly